Molecule: messenger RNA, 4158 nt
Organism: Python bivittatus (Burmese python)
Lineage: Eukaryota; Metazoa; Chordata; Lepidosauria; Squamata; Pythonidae
Product: monocarboxylate transporter 2-like
Biological process (GO): transmembrane transport; monocarboxylic acid transport
Cellular component (GO): basolateral plasma membrane
Molecular function (GO): monocarboxylic acid transmembrane transporter activity
Source: RefSeq, a predicted model, not a curated record
CAACUUUUCCCGCAGUUUCAAAGUGGGAGAAAGAGGCGGGAGCUCUGCAGGCAGCGGGAGCGCUCUACCCACGGUUUCCAGAAAAGUGCUUACAGGAACUUAAUUUAGUCUUGACAUGCCACCUCCAGCAGACACGGGUCUAGCCUACACCCCUCCAGAUGGCCAAUGGGGAUGGGCAGUAGUAUUUGGAGCAUUCAUUUCCAUUGGAUUUUCAUAUGCUUUCCCCAAAGGAAUAGCAAUCUUCUUCAAAGAAAUCCAGGAUUUCUUUGGUACAUCGUACAGUGAGAUUGCGUGGGUUUCUUCAAUUAUGUUGGCUGCUACAUAUGGCGGAGGUCCCAUUAGCAGUAUUUUGGUGAAUCGUUUUGGUAGCCGACCGGUGGUCAUAUUUGGAGGGCUACUAUGUGGCAUAGGAAUGGUUUCGGCGGCAUUCUGCACCAGCAUUUUUCAACUAUACAUUUGUGCUGGAUUCAUCACAGGACUUGGCCUUGCCCUGAACCUCCAGCCUUCAGUGAUCAUUGUUGGAAAGUAUUUCCUGAAAAGACGUCCCAUUGCGAAUGGACUUGCCAUGGCAGGAAGUCCUGUCAUGCUUUGCACCCUUGCACCCUUGAAUCAGUUUCUUUUUGACACUUUUGGAUGGAGAGGGAGCUUUUUUAUUCUUGGAGCAAUUCUGAUGAACUGCUGUGUAGCUGGAGCCCUCUUCAGGCCUAUUGGACCAACCCCUGACAGACAAAUAAAUAAACAACCAAAAGAGGCUCAAGAAAACCCUGAAGGAGGCAUUGCUGAAAUGGGGGACCAGGAUAUGGAAACAAAGGAAGACAGAGAUCAUUGUGAAAACUUCAACAAGUACCUUGAUUUAUCCCUUUUUAAGCACAGAGGCUUCCUGAUCUAUCUGAUAGGAAAUGUGAUAAUGUUUUUAGGUUUUUUUGCACCGAUUGUCUUUUUGGCUCCUUAUGCAAAGCACCGUGGGAUCGAUGAAUAUUCAGCAGCUUUCCUCCUUUCAAUUCUAGCAAUAGUUGAUAUGAUAGCCAGACCAACGACUGGGCUCAUUGCGAAUAGCAAAUGGGUGAGGCCAAGAAUUCAGUAUUUUUUCAGCUUCUCCAUUGCUUUUAAUGGCGUUUGCCAUCUGCUGUGCCCAUUGGCAACAAGCUACUUGGGCUUAGUCAUUUAUUCUAUCUUUUUUGGACUGGCUUUUGGUAUGGUAUGUGCAAUGCUCUUUGAAACUCUCAUGGAUCUUGUUGGUGCCAGCCGUUUCACAAGUGCUGUUGGACUAGUCACCAUAGUGGAAUGUUGUACCAUAUUACUUGGGCCACCUAUUGGGGGAACUCUUAUUGACACCUUUGGGGACUACAAAUACAUGUUCAUUAAAUGUGGGGCAGUGAUGGUCUUGGCUGGAGCAUUCCUCUUCAUUAUGAAUUACUACAACUACAGAAUGCUUGCAAAAGAAGAAAAGAAAAGGAAGAAGGAAGAAAAACAGAAAGAUUAUGAGCAUGCAAGGACAGAAAUUGAGAAAGGAAACUUAACAGUGGUAGAAAAAAUGCAAGAUGGUAAUGAAACAGUUCCUUUCAAGAGUGAUGAGAAUGGACUAAAGAAUGGGGCAAACCUCCCAACUGAAGCCUAAAUCUAAUUCAAAAUUUUCUGAAUGGAAAAUUGGUCUUUAAAGUGACUGAAAAAUAUAGUAUGAAAUCAAGUUCUAAAAUAACUAGUCACAUUUUAUAUGAGUACAUGGCAAAUAUUACUUAGAGCUGGUUUUACAUUACUGCAAAUCUAAAUCUGUUUAAACUUUCUUGUUCUUACUGAGGAGCUGAGAAUAUACUUGUCCUAGCUAAUGAUAAAUAUUUUCAGGAUAAUUGUUUAUACUGGAACUUACAACUUGGACUCCUGUUUCUAUUAUAACAAAAAAUAGAACAGUGGAAAAAUAUUGUAUAAGAGAAGAUGCAAGAUUUUCAAAAGAUGCACAGCAAUAGAUAUCCACAGCACUUUUUAGACUGGAAGAUCCAAGAUUUGGCCCUUAACAUUCCAGUAAAAAAUACCAUGUCUGCAAAAAGUUUCUAUAAGAAGAAUCUCAAAGAAGUAAAAAUAAUCAAUAUUUUUCUUCCAGGAUACUUUUGGAUUGCUCUGUAUUGAUGGUAAUCUGGUACAUGGAACAAAAGAGUGAGGUGUGCUUGUAGUCAGGAAAGAGAACUCGAGGAGACAGUUGUCUUUUCACAAUGUUGAUGAGUCCAUUGAUUUGAACAGACACAUUUUAGGGAUUGAAGCCUAAAACAACUGAAUAUAAUGAAUUUACCUAAGAAAGAACAUUAUUCAUGGCUAAUCACUAAGUUUGCAAUUCCAUUUUACUUCUCUUGACUUUAUCUGGUGCGUUUGGCAAAAUUAAAACCCUUCAUCACCAAAUGUUCUUCUGCUGUGAGGCAGAAGUCACAGUCUGCAGCCCUAGCCUCCCAGCUCCUUUUUCUGUGGCUCAGCCAUAGUUGCCAAAAAUCAGUGACAUAGUUUAGGGAAUAAGCAUAUGGAAACUACAGGUAAAAAAAGAAAAAGAAAAAAGAAAAACCCAAUUUCUCCAUCCCCAAAGGAGUCUUAUUCCCAGCCAUAUAUGUAUAAUAUGAUUCUAUUUUGCAUCAUCAGUCUCUCCCUGGGUGGCGGUGGUAUCAUCAUCAUCAUCAUCAUCAUCAUCAUCAUCAUCAUCAUCAUGAUGUAUUUGUUGUAAAGGACUUGCUAUCUCUAAUUAAAACAGCACAAAUGUAGAUAACUGCUAAGGUAAAUGUUCUAGGUGAUGCUUUAUCCUAGUAAGCCUGAAUUAAGAUCUUUUGCACAAGAUACUGUAGCUGUUUCCCAGAAUGAAGUUGAAGUGCUAACCAUCAGUCCUUGAACUGACAGAAAAAUAUGGUGGCAUAAAUUGUGCUGCCCCCACUGCUGCUGCUGCUGCUGCUACAACAAAGCUAGUGAAUGGUCCUGUUCUUACUUAUUUGUUGUCAGCCACGUUAAGGAGAGGGUUUAGUUGAUUCUCCUAGCAUCUACUGCUUCCUGCCAAGCAUCAUCUGCCAGUGGGGAUAAAACUACCAAUCGCUGUUCCUAAUGUGGGGUGCGGCAGGAUUAGAUGAGUGUAGGCAGAUGCUUAAAAUGGUGUGCUUAGGUACCUGUCAAGUUGCCCAAUUAACAAGUGCCAUGUACUUGGGAUGGGGGUUGAAGCAAGGAGGAGUUUUCCCAUUGCUCCUGAUAACCUCUCCUUCAUGCCUACUACCUGUCAGUUCUAUUUAUGAAACUAGGUACAGUGCUCUUGUAAAUACUGGUUUUUAUAAGAUACUCAUGUAAGAAGUGCUACAUGUUAUGGAAUAUACCAGAUGGCAUGAUGCAGGCAGAUGAGUGUGAUCCCUCCUGGGGUGUAAGCCAAAAUAGCCAUGGAGGGCAGUGGCCAAUAAAAACUGGGCAGGCCCUGGUCACUGCCUGCAUCAGCUGCCAAACAGUUGGUGAAGCAUGCCAGAUCGAACCCACAGCAAAAAUUGAGUUGGAAGAAGAAGGAAAACUCUUGAAAGCUACGAUCUUAAUUUUUUUCCUAUUUAUUUUAUUAAAAUUUGAAUAUAUAUAUAUAUUCAAAUGCAAAUAGAAACAGUUAAGAGAAUAAAAGUAAAGCAAACUGAAUAAGGGAUCUAAAAAUGUCAAAGAGGUUAUAGUUUUCUGGUAUAAAUUUUGAAUGAUUGACUAAAUCAUUGUAAAUUACUAAAAAUCACAAUUAAGUUUAAGCAAGGAUAAUUAUCAAGAACAGAAUUGAUCAAGUAUAAAUCACCAGAUACAAUUAUAAACUACAAUAGAUUCAAUCAAAACUGAGAAUCUGUUCUACUUUAAAUAUCCCAUACAAUUGAAAUAUUGACCAUAUACAUAGAAAAACUCGAAUUUUCAAUGAGGUACAAAUCCAUCUAUUGAGUUAUAGUCCAGAAAUGGUUUCCAAUUUGAAUUCAAUUCUUUGUCAGAUUUACUUUUAAAAUACAAAGUUAUUUUGGGCAUUUGGUUAACUGUUCUUCCAGAGAGGGAAUCGGAAAACCUUUCUAGUAAGAAGCAUAUAAUGCCCUUGUGGCAGUUAAUUGUGAUGGAAGGCGUGAGCGGGGAGGAUUCUGGAAGGGAGCUUCAAGCUUCAAGCCCCCAGCUGGACUGUGUGAAAGCAAG